GUUACAUCAAUGUCAACCAUCUCAACAUGCCGCCGCCAAGUUCAGUCUUUUCGGCCCACGAGCGCAAUGCCUUGAAGGAUCGAUGGGGCUCGCAGGCAUCGCGCCUAACACGCGAUUCUUUUCUGCCAUUUGGAUCAUGUCAACUUUGCCUUCUCUCCGCCGUGGACCCAGUAUGCUGUCCAUCAGGGGAUCUAUUUUGUAGAGAAUGCGCCAUGACCAACCUCCUCGCUCAACGGAAAGAAUUAAAGCGCCUUGAGAAAGUCGCUGAACGGCAAAAGCUAGAAGACGUGGAUCAGCAGGAACGAGAAGAUGAACUGGCACGACUACGUGCUGUGCAUGAGUUUGAAGCUGUGCAGAUGGGUCUCGAAGUCAAGGUUGGUGCUGGGUCGAAAGUGGUUGGUCGAGAAGGCGGGAACAUUACGGUCGAGCAAGACGAAGCUACAGGCAGCAAGGGGACGAAACGCAAAUUCAAGAUCGAUGAAGAAGAGCUGAAGCGCAUUGCAUCUGAAGAGCGAAUUAAAGCCAAGAAGACGCUUCAAGAUGAGCGCAAAGCCGCCAAAGGCCAACUUCCUUCAUUCUGGGUACCAGGAGAGACACCAGAGAUUCACCACAAGAGCAUCAGCAAGGUAAAGCAGAUCCCAACAUGUCCAUCAAGCGAUCCGGAACACCCACACGACCUGUCGCUGAAGACACUGAUGAGCGUCAACUUUCACGAGGAAAAGUCAGCAGAGCCAGGCAAGACCGCGCGCACAUGCCCCAGCUGUCAAAAAGCACUAUCAAACAGCACAAAAGCCAUGCUCGCGAUACCUUGUGGGCACGUCUUGUGCAAGCCUUGCGUUCAGAAAUUCCUGAAGCCGGAGCAUCGACAUCACAGAGAUGUACACGACGAAGGGCCGGACCCUGAAACCAUACAUUGCUAUGUGUGCGAUGCGGAUCUUACGACUGUGCCGGAGGAGAAGGAGAAUGAUGGGAAGAAGAAGAUGAAAAAUAAAGAGAAGGGGCUAAAGCCGGGGCUGGUAGAGAUCAGGAGUGAGGGGACUGGGUAUGCGAGUGGUGGGAAGAGUCUGAUCAAGAGGGAAGGCGUUGCGUUCCAGGUGUAGACGCGUACAU
This is a messenger RNA of Macroventuria anomochaeta, 1110 nucleotides long. RefSeq lists its product as uncharacterized. The record is from RefSeq and is a predicted model, not a curated record. Gene Ontology annotation, cellular component: nucleus. Gene Ontology annotation, molecular function: ubiquitin protein ligase activity. NCBI's taxonomy places the organism in Eukaryota, Fungi, Ascomycota, Dothideomycetes, Pleosporales, Didymellaceae. The transcript has a single exon. Bases 27 to 1100 code for a protein of 357 amino acids.